Molecule: messenger RNA, 3985 nt
Organism: Manihot esculenta (cassava)
Lineage: Eukaryota; Viridiplantae; Streptophyta; Magnoliopsida; Malpighiales; Euphorbiaceae
Product: type II inositol polyphosphate 5-phosphatase 15
Exons: 10
Coding region: 126-3572 (1148 amino acids)
Biological process (GO): phosphatidylinositol dephosphorylation
Molecular function (GO): phosphatase activity; protein binding
Source: RefSeq, a predicted model, not a curated record
CAGUUACAGGAAAAAGAAAGACUAGCUUUGAGCACCCUCAAUUUCUCCUGGCUAGAUUCUCUCAUUAUUUUCGGCCGUUCUGCUUUUGUUUGUUUUUAAUAGCAGUAACUACAAAUUAGUCGCAAAUGGAACCACGGAUGGACCUUAACGACGAAUUAUUGACCUCCGACGGUCACCACCGCCCCGAUGAUUCAUCCGUCCAUACGCCUAAAGUCUUCGAUCGAUACUUCUCCUCAUCGUCGUCUUCUUCUGACGACGAAUCUCAACUUUCCAAUUCUUCCAUGGCAGCCACAAGCAAACGCCUUGAUUACAUGAUCCAAUUCUUGGACCGCAAGCUCUCCACUUCGUCAUACAGUAACCGCAAUAAUAGUGUUGCCGAUCCUGCAGAUAAUGACGAUUAUAACUCUAACAGAAACAAGUCUUCUGCUUUGCCAGAAUUCAUAGGGAAAGGAGGCGGAACUGGAAUUUUUAGACUUCCUGUUCGAGGAGCUGUCCACCCCGGCCGCCCACCUUGUCUCGAGGUUCGACCCCAUCCCUUGAGGGAAUCCCAAAUCGGUUGUUCUUUGAGAACCCUUACAACUACGGAGACCCAAUUAUGGACCGGGAGCGACAACGGGGCCGUUCAGGUGUGGCAAUUCAAGGAUUUAUACGGAGGAUGUGGAGACUCUGCGCCGCAUAAGGAAUCUGUGGCGCUUGGGUCGGGGGUAAUGUGUGUGGUCGGGGACGAGGGUAGUAGGGUGGUUUGGAGCGGGCACAGAGACGGGAAGGUUAGGUGCUGGAAGAUGGAUUUCUGUUCGGAUCGAUUCAGGGAAGUCUUGUCUUGGGUUGCUCAUAGUGGGCCUAUUCUGACCAUGAUCAUCACUAAAUAUGGGGAUUUAUGGUCAGGUGCAGAAGGUGGUGCCCUCAAGAUAUGGCCAUGGGAAGCUAUUGAGAAAUCUUUUUCUUUUACAGAGGAAGAAAGACACAUGGCUGCCUUGUUAGUAGAGAGGUCAUAUGUCGACCCUAGAAGCCAAGUCACUGUAAACGGCUUCUGCAACUUGCCAAAUUCUGAUAUUAGAUACUUGCUAUCUGAUAAUUCCAGAGCAAAAGUAUGGAGUGCUGGUUAUUUGUCAUUUGCAUUGUGGGAUGCUCAUACACGGGAGUUGCUGAAAGUAUUUAAUAUAGAUGGUCAGAUUGAAAGAAUGGACAUGUCAUUAGGGCACGACUUUACCUUUGAAGACGAGGUCAAGAUGAAAAUUGUUGCUGGUCCAAAGAAGGACAAGAUUCAAAGUUCUUUUGGUUUCUUUCAACGUUCACGUAAUGCUAUAAUGGGAGCAGCUGAUGCUGUUCGUCGAGUUGCUGCAAAAGGUGGAUUUGUAGAUGAUAGCCGGAGAACUGAGGCAUUGAUUGUAACCAUUGAUGGAAUGAUUUGGACUGGUUGUGCAAAUGGCUUACUUGUGCAGUGGGAUGGAAAUGGUAAUCGUUUGCAAGAUUUCCGGUACCACUCUUCUGCUGUUCAAUGCUUUUGUACGUUUGGCUUGCGUAUAUGGGUGGGUUAUGCUAGCGGUACCAUCCAGGUCUUGGACUUGGAGGGUAACUUAGUUGGAGGUUGGGUGGCUCACAGCAGUCCCAUAAUAAAGAUGGCUGUUGGGGAUGGUUAUGUUUUCACCCUGGCUAACCAUGGUGGUAUACGUGGAUGGAGUGUCUUGUCUCCUGGACCUGUGGACAAUGUGUUGCGUUCGGAACUAGCUGGCAAAGAUUUUGUGUAUACAAGGAUAGAGAACCUGAAAAUAUUAGCUGGUACAUGGAAUGUAGCUCAAGGAAGAACAUCUCGUGACUCACUUAUUUCUUGGCUAGGUUCUGCUGCUGGGGAUGUUGGUAUUGUUGUUGUUGGGUUGCAAGAAGUUGAAAUGGGUGCUGGUGUUCUAGCAAUGUCUGCAGCAAAAGAAACUGUAGGACUUGAGGGUAGUUCAGUUGGGCAGUGGUGGCUGGAUAUGAUUGACAAAACGUUGGAUGAAGGGUCAACAUUUGAUCGUGUUGGUUCUCGGCAGUUAGCUGGGUUACUCAUCGCUGUAUGGGUUAGAAACAAUCUUAAAGCUCACGUUGGUGAUGUUGAUGCUGCUGCAGUUCCAUGUGGCUUUGGGCGUGCAAUAGGUAAUAAGGGAGCUGUUGGUUUGAGGAUCAGAGUAUAUAAUCGGAUAAUGUGCUUCGUAAAUUGCCACUUUGCAGCACAUUUGGAGGCAGUUAAUCGUCGUAAUGCUGACUUUGACCAUGUAUAUCGAACGAUGACUUUUGGUCGACCUUCUAAUCUCUUCAAUGCUGCAGCUGGUAUGGUGCCAUACCUGUUCUUGUCUUGUUCACUUGCCUGCUCAUUGUAUAUAUGUUGGCUUGUUUAUAGAUCUGGCUUGCCAUUGCUCCUUUGUAUUGCAGCUGGUUCUUCAUCAGUAGUCCAGAUGCUUCGUACUACAAAUGUUAUGGGUGCCAAUACGGCAGAAGGAAUGCCGGAGUUAUCUGAGGCAGACAUGGUCAUAUUUCUUGGUGACUUCAAUUAUCGGCUUGAUGGUAUAUCUUAUGAUGAAGCAAGGGACUUCAUUUCUCAAAGAUGCUUUGAUUGGCUUAGAGAAAGGGAUCAGCUGCGUGCAGAAAUGGAAGCUGGGAAUGUCUUCCAAGGAAUGCGGGAAGCGGUUAUUAGAUUUCCUCCGACAUACAAGUUUGACAAGCAUCAACCCGGUUUAGCUGGUUAUGAUUCAGGUGAAAAAAAGCGUGUUCCGGCAUGGUGUGAUAGAAUACUUUACCGGGAUAGCCAGACCAACUCGUCAUCUCUGGGGUCAGAAUGCAAUUUAGAAUGUCCUGUUGUCUCUCUGAUAUCACAGUAUGAUGCUUGUAUGGAUGUCACUGAUAGUGAUCACAAGCCUGUGCGUUGCAUAUUUAGUGUUGAUAUUGCACGAGUUGAUGAGUCAGUUAGGAGACGAGAGUUUGGGGACAUAAUGAAAUCAAACGAGGAAAUUAGACACAGGCUCAAAGAGCAAUCUGAGAUUCCAGAAACUAUUGUCAGCACAAACAAUAUAAUCCUUCAAAACCAGGAUACAACCAUUUUGCGUAUCACAAAUAAAUGUGGGAAAAAUAAUGCUCUAUUUGAAAUCAUCUGUGAAGGUCAAUCUACAAUUAAUGAAGAUGGACAAGCAUCGGAUCAUCAUCCAAGAGGUUCCUUUGGCUUUCCACGAUGGCUUCAGGUCAUUCCAGCAGCUGGUGUAAUUAAACCAGAUCAUGUUGCAGAGAUAUCUGUUCGUCUUGAAGAUUUUCCUACCAUUGAAGAGUUUGUUGAUGGUGUUGCUCAAAAUUCAUGGUGUGAGGACACCAGAGACAAGGAAGCUAUAUUGGUGAUCAAAGUGUAUGGAACAAACAACACAACUGACUCAAGAAAUCAUCGCAUCCGUGUGCGCCACUGCUGUUCAUCGCGGACAGUAAGGAUGUACCCAAAAGGCAACCACUCUAGGCAAGUCCAAGGAAAUCUUCUCCACCGAUCUGAUUAUCAACAACUAAGUAGUUCCUAUGAUGUGGUUGACCACCUGCAUAAUUUGCGUAGUCCUUGAUUCAAAAAACGACAUGGAGUGGUUUGAUGGUAAACACUGCGUGAAAAAUUAUGUUAUCCCUACUCAACCAUAGGGAUUAUAACAAUGGACUGUCGAACAAGCAUCUUGAUUCAAGAGAGGAGCCAUGUUGUGCCAUUUGCUUUCACUGAGUUCAGUAUUUUGUAACUGUUCCUUCAGUUUAUAGUGAUUAUUUAUGCACACGACCAGUCUGUCAAGUGAAUGUGUCCAACCGUGUACAGAAAAGGGAUUAUAGCAAGCAACUCUGUACCCUUUGAAGGGUGCUCUUUAAAGCCACUGUUUUCUAUUUAAAUCUCCCAAAUGCUGGGCAUAGUCAACAAGUCGAUGCUUAUAGAUAUUUAAGCCUCUUGUAUUAUCUAUUGUUUAUUAUUGUUACUAUUUUUUUUUAAGACAAA